Daucus carota subsp. sativus is the source of this 633-nucleotide messenger RNA. RefSeq lists its product as uncharacterized. The record is from RefSeq and is a predicted model, not a curated record. Lineage: Eukaryota; Viridiplantae; Streptophyta; Magnoliopsida; Apiales; Apiaceae. The transcript has 2 exons. Bases 92 to 529 code for a protein of 145 amino acids.
CUAUAUAAACAAAACAAUCUCGAAAGCCACACACAUCCUCAAUUAGGCGAAAUCAAAAUUAGGGUUAGGGUUUCACAUUUCAUCAAUUUCAAUGGCGACGACGAACACUAAUCAACAACAAGAAGGAGCCGCCAGCGUGCCCGCAAAGCGAAAGCCUGUGUUCGUGAAAGUAAACGAUCUGAAACCCGGCACGAAAGGCCACAAUCUCACCGUCAAAGUCGUGUCUUCCACCACUGUUCUCGACAAGAAAUCGAUCCGUAAUUCCGGCAAUACUCGCAUCGCUGAGUGCCUAAUUGGUGAUGACACUGCUUCUAUUCUCUUCACUGCUCGUAAUGACCAAGUUGACUUGAUGAAGCCCGGAACAACAGUUAUCAUACGGAAUUCUAAGAUUGACAUGUUUAAGGGUUCUAUGAGGCUAGCUGUUGACAAGUGGGGCCGUGUUGAAGUCACUGAACCUGCGAAAUUUGAGGUUAAAGAAGACAACAAUUUGUCUCUAGUUGAGUAUGAGUUGGUCAAUGUUGAAGUAUGAUGAUUAAGAUUCCUUACCUUUAGUCUAUCUUUAUUAAUUGCCAUAAGAUGUACUGACAUAAAAUUCUGUCACAACCGGUUUGGUAUACAAAUCUUUUGGAGUUA